AUGACUUCCACCGCCGACAAGGCUGCCUUUGCGGAGCUGGGCCUGCCGCCGUCCCUGCCCAUCGUCUGGCAGGACAGCGUCGUGUAUGAGCGCGCGCGCGUUGGCCGCGUCUUCAACUACCGCCGGCCGGAGCGCUACCCGCGUGCUGUCGUCGAGGCCACCUGCGAGGACCACAUCGUCGCCGCGGUGCGUCUCGCCAACAAGAUCGGAUGCCGCGUGUCGGUGCGCUCCGGCGGCCACAGCUGGGCGGCGUGGAGCGUCCGCGAGGGCGCUGUGUUGAUCGAUCUGGGCAAGUUCUUCCACUUUCACCUCGACAAGGAGACGGGCAUCUUGGAGGCGUCGCCCAGCAUGACGGGCAGAAUGGUCAACGGGCUGCUGGCACCGCACAAUCGCAUGUUCCCCGGCGGACACUGCCCCGACGUUGCUCUGGGAGGCUUCCUCUUGCAGGGCGGCAUGGGAUGGAACUGCAAGAAUUGGGGUUUUGCCUGUCAGAAGGUCCUAGCCGUCGAUGUGGUGACAGCCGAUGGAGAGAAGCUGCACUGUGACGACAAGGAAAACAGCGACAUAUACUGGGCCGCGCGUGGUGCAGGACCAGGCUUCCCGGCUAUUGUCACUCGCUUCUAUCUCAAGACACUCCCGUCCUUUACCCAUGUCCGCUCUGCUGCCUAUAUCUACGAUAAGAAGGACUACCGAAAGGCCAUGGAAUGGAUCCUCCGCAUUACUCCCACAUUCGACGAGGACACUGAAAUCGUGGCUGUUGGCAACCACAUCCCCGGCCGCACUGGCGGACACACUACAAUCUUGUUUGUGACACUGAAGAAUAGCGAGGAGGAAGCACGAGCGGCAUUGCAGCCAGCUGAAGACUCAGCACCUCCUGGCCACGUUAUCACCUGGUUCAUGAAGGAGACGUCACUCCUCAAGGAAUAUGACGACCAGCAUGCCGCAAACCCCAACGGCCACAGAUAUGCCGUCGACAACGGCUAUAUCAAGAAUGACGCAGAUGUGAUCUCCGUCAUGGAAAAGGCAUUCACAACCCUGCCCUCCGAAAAGUCCUUUGCAUUGUGGUACGCCAUGGGCCCCGGGUCGCGCCGCAGCGCCGCAGCCGGCACGAUGCCCGACAUGGCACUGUCGAUGCAAAGCGACCACUACUUCGCCACGUACUCGAUCUGGGAGCACGAGGCGCACGACAGGCUGUGCCAGAGCUGGGUCAAGUCCAUCUUCGCCGAGGCCCACGAGCACCUGGAGGGCGCGUACCUGGGCGACGCCGACUUCCAGGUGCGCGGCGCCAAGUUCUGGGGCGACGAGCAGGGCAAGAAGCUCAUGGAGAUCCGCAGGACGCGGGACCCCAGGGGCGUGGUCGCCGGAUACCUGGACGAGGGAGACAAGAGCGGCGUUCAGGGCCUGAGCAACGAGAACCAGAUCAUGGCAGCGCCGAAGAUCUGA
Messenger RNA from Ilyonectria robusta, 1443 nucleotides. RefSeq lists its product as uncharacterized. Gene Ontology annotation, molecular function: FAD binding. The record is from RefSeq and is a predicted model, not a curated record. The transcript is spliced from 4 exons. Lineage: Eukaryota; Fungi; Ascomycota; Sordariomycetes; Hypocreales; Nectriaceae. Bases 1 to 1443 code for a protein of 480 amino acids.